AUAACAAAAGAGGCCCUCAAACUCAUCCAUUCGUCUAUUUCGUCAAUCAUCAGUCAGCUACUCAGUGUAAGAAGAAGAAGAAGAUGGCGACACCGGCGUUAGCGGCUCAGCAACUCUUUAGCAUCGGCACUAAGAUAGUCGCCGUCGGCCGCAACUAUGUCGCUCACGCCAAAGAGCUCGGCAACGCCGUUCCUAAGGAGCCGGUGCUGUUUUUGAAGCCGACGAGUUCUUAUUUGGAAAAUGGAGGGACGAUCGAGGUGCCGCAUCCGUUGGAGUCGCUGCAUCAUGAGGUGGAGCUGGCGGUGUUGAUUGGGAAAAAAGCCAGGGAUGUGCCGGAGGCCACCGCCAUGGACUACGUUGGAGGUUACGGUCUUGCGCUGGAUAUGACUGCAAGGGAGAUUCAAUCUGCUGCAAAGUCUGCAGGUUUGCCAUGGACUGUAGCUAAAGGCCAAGACACAUUCACUCCAAUCAGUGCAUUUCUUCCACAGUCAAUGGUGCCAGAUCCCCAUGAUUUGGAGUUGUGGUUAAAGGUUGACGGAGAGAUACGACAAGAAGGCUCUACACGGGACAUGAUAUUCAAGAUUCCAUACUUGAUCAGCCACAUAAGCUCUAUCAUGACACUUCUUGAGGGCGACAUCAUCUUAACUGGAACUCCUAAAGGUGUUGGCCCAGUGAACGUGGGACAAAAGAUAGAAGCCGGGAUAAGGGGUCUCCUGGACGUUCACUUUGAUGUAGGAAAACGCCAGAGGGCAACAUCAUAAUAAUAUGGUAUGUUCAUCAUAUCCAUGUAGUUUACCAACAUCUGAAUCUAUAACGAGACGUGAUUUUAAAGACAAGCAUCAUUAAAUAAUAUUUGUAUCAAAUG
Molecule: messenger RNA, 865 nt
Organism: Cuscuta campestris
Lineage: Eukaryota; Viridiplantae; Streptophyta; Magnoliopsida; Solanales; Convolvulaceae
Source: the annotation of a GenBank genome assembly